AUGGCCGCCUUGGCGCGCGAGCCAUUCUACGGCGCGCCGCGCAGGGCUAGCGAGGGUGCGCCGGGCGAUCUGAGCGAGUAUGUCGAGGCGCUGGAGCGCAUGGCGCGGGAGGAGGAGCAUAAGAGUGCGAACGUCGCGAAUCGCACGGACGCCGCCCGCUGGCGCGUCAAGGAGCUGCUCGCGGCCGCACGGCGUGCGGAGCGCAUCGCGCGCGAGCAGGGAAGCGGGGAGGAUGCUCGGCGGCUUGCAGGUGUGUGUGAUGCGGUCGAGAGUCUCGCAGGGACCAUGCCGCGCUCGAAACGUGCACGGGGCAUGGACGAAUACUGGGACGACUACCUGUAUGCGGGACUAGAGGCACGGAGCAAAGACCAGAGCACGGACGACGAUGCGCCGGCGGCCGAUGCGCCGAGCGAUGCGGCGCUCAAAGAAGAGUACGGCGCGAGAGCCCCGUCUGCCGCCCCCCCCACCCCGUCGCCCGUGUCGCCCGCUGCGCCGUCGGAAAAGGCGGCGGAGCCUACGCUACAGUCCGACGCGCAAGUGCACGAUGCGCUCUCGUCCGAGCUGCUGCGCAUGGCCGGCGUCCUGAAGCGCAACACAGCCGCGUUUGGCGAUGCCCUGGAGCGUGAUCGCGUGCUGGUCGAGCAGGCCGGCUCGCGCUUGGACCAGAAUCUGUCGCUCAUGACGCGUACACGCGGCCAGCUCGGCGUCUUUUCCAAGAAAGCGCGGAGCAUGGGCUGGUUCACCAUCCUGUCCAUGGCGAUGGUGUUUGUGAGCUGGGUGGUGAUGUAUAUAGUGAUCCGGUUGACCUAG
This is a messenger RNA of Malassezia japonica, 810 nucleotides long. RefSeq lists its product as uncharacterized. Lineage: Eukaryota; Fungi; Basidiomycota; Malasseziomycetes; Malasseziales; Malasseziaceae. Bases 1 to 810 code for a protein of 269 amino acids. The record is from RefSeq and is a predicted model, not a curated record. Gene Ontology annotation, cellular component: endoplasmic reticulum; SNARE complex. Gene Ontology annotation, molecular function: SNAP receptor activity. The transcript has 3 exons. Gene Ontology annotation, biological process: retrograde vesicle-mediated transport, Golgi to endoplasmic reticulum.